Talaromyces atroroseus is the source of this 2220-nucleotide messenger RNA. RefSeq lists its product as hypothetical. NCBI's taxonomy places the organism in Eukaryota, Fungi, Ascomycota, Eurotiomycetes, Eurotiales, Trichocomaceae. The transcript has a single exon. The record is from RefSeq and is a predicted model, not a curated record. Bases 1 to 2220 code for a protein of 739 amino acids.
AUGCCUAUCCACACGUCGCCGUUCCCAACUACGCACGAUACAAUCGGCGCAUCAGCUCUAGACAGUUCUACCCGCAUACCAUCCUCGCCUCCCUCCGCUCAGUCGCCUCAAAGUCCAGACAAAGACGGUGGGAAAUCGGAGAGCAACGGAAACGCCGAGUCGGCUCAAGUAGUGGCGUCACACGAACUUGCCAUCACAGAUCUAGACAAGCGCCUCUCGCAGUAUACAGUGGACUGGAAUAAGUUUGCAGGCGGAGCUCACCAAGAUAUUCGGGACGCGGAUGACGAAGACGAUCCCGAGCCUGACUUUGGGGGCCCCGAAGAUUUCACAUUCAACAUAGACAAAUAUUUGAAUGGAUCAACGCCGCUGGCAGGCAGAGACAAUGACGCAGAUGACCUAGACGCAGAAGAAGAUUUGCUUCCGGAUUCACCGUCUCCGCGGCCCCGCCACCAUCAUCACCAUCACCAGGAGGAAGCUGAAGAAAGUGAGUUCGGCCCGCCUGUGGACAUGUCAACCCCCUCACAUUUGAUGUGGAGGAAAAACGCCACCUCAGGAAAGGGGGAAGAGACGCGCUUGGAAGACAUUGAGGAGAGUCUUCCUAGUUCUCCCGAGAAGGACGAUAGUCCUUCCAAGCACGGCAAGGAGGGUAGUGGUCUAGAAGAAAGCCGGACAUUUACAACGGUGCUGCGAGAGAUUGAGGAUUUGCAUGAGCAGAGACGUGAACGCGAUGAAAAGAUUCGUGAAAAUGAGAAAAAGCUGUCCUCCGUUACCGAGGAGAUUGAGUUCUUACGAGACGAGCUACAGCGCAAGUCCUCGCUGCUACUAGAAGCUAACGCCAAAGUGGGCGAACAAUCCGUGCUGCGAGAGCAGUUAAAAUUGCUGAAUGAGCGAAACGAGGAGAGAGCCGCAAGCGAUGAAGACAAUGCAAAGGAGCUUGCGACGCUGCGACGGGAUCUGGAGGAUGCGCAAAAUCAGUUAAAUAAGAGAGACGAAGCUCUAGAAGAAAGCAGCGCCAAACUACGCGAAUUGACCUCCAGCACUGAGCUGCAACUGCGUCAGAAGAAUACUGAGAUUGAGGACCUCAAGGCCCAGCUCAACGAAAGGGAACUAGAGAUUACGGACGCGGAGGAAGAAUUAGCGGAAACGCAACGCCAGUACGAUGCUUUGAAGGGCAGAAUUGAGUCAUUGGAGACGCGAAAUAGUCCACUCGAGGAAAAGAACAUUUUGUUGGAGAAGGAGUUGAAUAGUGUGAAGUUAGAGCUUGAGUCACAGAAAAAUGCCAUGUCGACCAUGGCCACUGAACUAUCUGUUGAUGCUGAGGGAAAAGAAUAUAAGGAUAUCGUCAGCAGUAUUCGACGUCUUUUCCAGCAAAGAAAAGAGUCCGACCAAGGAAAUUUUACUGAAAUCGAAGAACUCAAAGGCAAACUAGACAAAGCGCAAGCCUCAAUCCAACAGCAUGUCGCCGAGAGGCAACUCACCCAGGCAGAAUGGAAGAGAUCCCAAGAUCUAGUCGGCGAAUCUCGCAGCCUCAUUACAACGAUUGAAGGCGAGAAUACUCGGCUGUCAGCACGAAUCCAGGAACUCAACUCGAGUCUCACAAAAGCACGCGAGGAGGUUAACCUCAUAAAGGAACAACAGCAACAGUCUGAACCCAAACCGCAAACCAACGUUUCCGAACAAAUAAACCUAAACGCACUACACGAAUCACACCGAGUUGAGACACAAAACCUCCGCGAACUUCACAUGAACGCAACCCGAGAUCUCCACACAUCCUACAACGACACCAUACGCCAUCUUCGCGCCAUGCUUUCAGCCACAGAGAAGCGCGAAACCGAGCUGCACAACCAACUCCUCGCCGCGCAAUCAUCAACAUGCAUCCAGACCAACGAAAUCUCGUCACUCAAGUCCCAAAUCCAGCAGCUGCAAUCUACCCUGGCCCUGAAAGAAGAGACUUCCGCCGACAUGGACAAAAUGAUUGCGCGAUCUAUCGAGAAGCGCGAGCGGGAAUGGGAGCGGAGGAUGGAGUUGUUGCUUAAAGAGAGGGACAAAAUGAGCAAAGCCUUGAUGAUGGCUUGGGGCGAGAAAGAGGUCGGAAAGACUUCUUCGUCUGCUUCUUCUCGUAGUACGAAAAGGGGCGAUGGUCCUGUUGCUGCUACUGGUGCGUCGCAUAAUGAGAAGCCUGGCCAGGGAUAUCGAUACAAGUAUGUCGUUCGGACAUGA